This is a messenger RNA of Marmota flaviventris (yellow-bellied marmot), 323 nucleotides long. The record is from RefSeq and is a predicted model, not a curated record. Lineage: Eukaryota; Metazoa; Chordata; Mammalia; Rodentia; Sciuridae.
UUUUAAAUUAAAGCCUCACUUGAGCUUCUCUCUUUUUGGUCCUAAAGAACUGCCUCUGCCUCGCUUUAUGAUGUCAAAGAACGAUGGCGAGAUGCGAUUUGGGAACCCGGCUGAGCUGCAUGGAACUAAGGUUCAGAUUCCAUAUUUAACCGCGGAUAAAAAUUCCUUCAAAAGAAUGGACGAUGAGGAUAAACAGCAGGAAGCACAGUCUCCCACGAUGUCACCCCUCGCCUCCCCUCCUUCUUCCCCGCCUCAUUAUCAGAGGGUGCCCUUGAGCCAUGGCUACAGCAAACUGCGGAGCAGCACAGAACAGAUGCAUCCAG